Messenger RNA from Triticum urartu, 666 nucleotides. RefSeq lists its product as uncharacterized. Gene Ontology annotation, molecular function: sequence-specific DNA binding; DNA-binding transcription factor activity. Lineage: Eukaryota; Viridiplantae; Streptophyta; Magnoliopsida; Poales; Poaceae. Gene Ontology annotation, biological process: regulation of DNA-templated transcription. The record is from RefSeq and is a predicted model, not a curated record.
CCCGGCGCGCCGCUGCCGGUUGAGGCGGCGGUCGUGCCGGAUGUUGGCUACUGUGAUCAUACGAGGGCGGCCGCGGUGGCGGCGAGCGGCAAGAUCGCGUUCCGGACUAGGUCGGAGGAGGAGAUACUGGAAGACGGCUACAAGUGGAGGAAGUACGGCAAGAAGUCUGUCAAGAACAGCCCUAACCCAAGGAACUACUACCGGUGUUCAACGGAGGGGUGCAGCGUGAAGAAGAGGGUAGAGAGAGACAAAGACGACGCAAACUAUGUAGUGACGAUGUAUGAGGGGGUUCACAACCAUGCGAGCCCUGGCACAAUUUACUAUGCUGCUCAAGAUCCUGCUUCAGGCCGCUUCUUUGUUACUGGGACGCAUCAGCUAGCUCCUUGAUCAAACACUGGAUAACAUUUGGCGUGUGAUUGGUCUUCCUAGAAUGAAACUUAAUGGAGUUGCUUGUAAAGUUGUGCAAUACCUCUUUUAAGUGUACAUGUCUCAUAUUUUAGAGAGUAGAUCAAUCUUCUCGGUUCUAGUGACAUCAACAACAACAUAAGGCUUGUUCACUUUUUUGUGCUACAAAGGACGGUUGGUUCACUAAACUAAAGUUUACUAGGAAGCGAAACUUGAUUUUCUUCAAAUUUUUAUGAUGAGAUUUCGGUUGAAAGUGGCUUG